CCCGCCCCGCCGCGCCAUGGCGGUGUCGGAGCCCGCGGGCGGCUCCUCUUGGGCCGCUCCGGGCCGAGCCGGGCCCGCGGCGGCCCCGGGAGCGGCCCCGGGGCACGGAGCGGGCCCGGCCCCCGCCGCCGCCGCCGGGCCCGGGGCGUGCUGGGCCGCCGUGCUGGCCUGCCUCAGCCUGGCCUGCUCCUACGUGGGCAGCCUCUACGUCUGGGGCAGCCCGCUGCCGCGGGACCACCCGUCCGUCAUCAAGCGCCGCUUCACCAGCGUCCUGGUGGUGUCGGGGCUCUCCCCGGCCUUCGUCUGGCUCUGGAAGGAGCUGACGGGCAUCAAGGCAGACACCCCGCUGCCGGCGCUGCUGGGGCUGCGGCUGGAGGGGCUGGUGCCAGCCACGCUGCUGCCGCUGCUGCUCACCAUGGUCCUCUUCCUGGGGCCCCUCAUCCAGCUCUCCAUGGAUUGCCCCUGGCGCUGGCUCGACGGCGUCAGGGGGGCUUUGGACCCCCGGCUCUGGGUGCUGUGCCUGGGCGACGUGCGCUGGCUGCGGAACCAGGUGGUGGCCCCGCUCACCGAGGAGUUCGUCUUCCGCGCCUGCAUGCUGCCCAUGCUGGUGCCCUGCACCGGCCCCGGCCCCGCCGUCCUCGCCUGCCCCCUCUUCUUCGGUGUGGCCCAUUUCCACCACGUCAUUGAGCAGCUCCGCUUCCGCCAGGGCUCCGUCGGCAACAUCUUCAUGUCGGCAGCUUUCCAGUUCUCCUACACGGCCGUCUUCGGCGCCUACACGGCCUUCAUCUUCCUCAGGACAGGCCACCUGGCUGGCCCGGUGCUGUGCCACUCCUUCUGCAACUCCAUGGGCUUCCCGGCCGUGGGGGCUGCCUUGGAGCACCCCCGGCGCCGGGCCCUGCUCCCCUGCUACCUGCUGGGGGUGCUGCUCUUCCUGCUGCUGCUGCACCCCCUCACCGAGCCCUCCUUCUUCGGGGGGGGCGGCCCGGCCUGCGUCCCCCGCCCGGGCGCCCCCCCCACCUGCUCCUGACCCGGGUUUGGGGCGCUCGCCCCCCCCCCGACCGUGUCCCCAACCCCCCUUUUUAUAGGUGCCGCCGCGGAGAGAGCUCUAUUUUUGUGAUUAAAGUGCUUUUAAGCGUC
Messenger RNA from Cygnus olor (mute swan), 1137 nucleotides. RefSeq names its product Ras converting CAAX endopeptidase 1 (gene RCE1). The record is from RefSeq and is a predicted model, not a curated record. The coding region runs from base 17 to 1027 and encodes 336 amino acids. Gene Ontology annotation, cellular component: endoplasmic reticulum membrane. Lineage: Eukaryota; Metazoa; Chordata; Aves; Anseriformes; Anatidae. The transcript is spliced from 8 exons. Gene Ontology annotation, biological process: CAAX-box protein processing. Gene Ontology annotation, molecular function: metalloendopeptidase activity.